UCUCGUUCUAGAGCAGAAUUGCCUCUCACAACGCUUAUGCUAAUCUCUCUUUGUCGAGAAAUCAACUUGUGUAAACAUCCGUUGCCUUCCCCGCCAAGAAAACCAUUCUAAUAAAUACCGAUGAACCCUGCCAAGGAAACCAUGGCUUCUCGCAAGGUCCAUGUCUUGGCGUUUCCAGCGCCCGCGCAAGGCCAUAUCUCCCCAAUGAUCCAUCUCUGUAAGUUCAUCGCCCAAGAUCCAAGCUUCACAAUCUCCUGGGUCAAUAUCGACAGCCUCCACGACGAGUUCGUCAAGCACUGGGUGGCGCCGGCGGGGCUGGAAGCUCUGCGCCUCCAUUCCAUCCCAUUCUCGUGGAAGCUCCCGCGAGGAGUCGACGCCAACGUCGCAGGAAAUGUGGGGGACUGGUUCACGGCAGCCGCGCGAGAGCUCCCCGGCGGCCUCGAGGAUUUGAUCCGCAAGCUCGGCGAGGAGGGCGAUCCGGUCAGCUGUAUCGUCUCGGAUUACAUCUGCGAUUGGACCCAGGAUGUGGCGGCUGUGUUUGGAAUCCCCAGGAUCAUUCUUUGGUCGGGAAACGCGGCAUGGACGAGCUUUGAGUACCACAUUCCAGAGCUUCUGGAGAAAGAUCACAUCUUUCCUAGCAGAGGGAAAGCUUCCCCCGACGAGGCCAAUGCCGUGAUCAUCGAUUACGUCCGAGGAGUCAAGCCCCUCCGCCUGGCCGAUGUGCCCGAUUGCCUGCUGGCCUCGGAGGGCCAGGAGGUGUUGAAGGAGAUUUGCAUCAAGCGCUCCCCCGUCGUGAAGCGCGCGCGCUGGGUCCUCGUCAAUUCCUUCUACGACCUCGAGGCGCCCACCUUCGAUUUCAUGGCCAGCGAGCUCGGGCCUCGAUUCAUCCCCGCGGGGCCACUGUUCUUGUUCGACGAUUCCAGGAAGAAUGUCGUGCUUCGACCCGAGAACGAGGAUUGCCUUCACUGGAUGGAUGUGCAGGAGCCUGGAUCAGUGCUCUACAUCUCGUUUGGCAGCAUCGCGGUGCUGAGCGUGGAGCAGUUCGAGGAGCUCGCGGGAGCUCUCGAGGCAUCGAAGAAGCCAUUCUUGUGGGUGAUUCGACCUGAGCUGGUGGUGGGUGGUCACUCGAACGAAUCUUACAAUGGGUUUUGCGAGAGGACCAAGAACCAGGGAUUCAUCGUUUCCUGGGCGCCACAGCUGAGAGUUCUCGCCCAUCCCUCCAUGGGAGCGUUUCUCACGCACUGCGGAUGGAAUUCCGUCCAGGAGAGCAUCGCUAAUGGCAUUCCAAUGCUGGGGUGGCCUUACGGGGGCGAGCAAAACACCAACUGUAAGUUUAUAGUGGAGGACUGGAAGAUCGGGGUUAGAUUCUCCAAGACAGUGGUGCAGGGAUUGAUCGAGCGAGGAGAGAUCGAGGCCGGCAUAAAAAAGGUGAUGGAUAGCGAGGAGGGGAAGAAGAUCAAGAAGAGAGUGCAGAACCUGAAGAUCCUUGCGAGGAAAGCUAUGGACAAAGAGAAUGGGAAGUCGUUUUGUGGCCUCCAGGGAUGGCUGGAAGAUCUCAAAGCUAUGAAGCUGGAUCGCAAGUGAGUGAACGAUGCAUUCUUUGAUAAAAACUUCCUAUCAGUUCUCAAGAUAAAGACAUGCUAGUCGAGUAAAACGCUUCUGCGGGACUUGGAUAAUGUCUGAGCAAAUAAACAAAAAUUAUUUGACAUAAUUGCUCAGGGAUGCUUUAUUUCUAGUGGUUGACUAUAAGUUAUAAUCAAAGCAAUGGACAUUAUAGUCA
Messenger RNA from Selaginella moellendorffii, 1780 nucleotides. RefSeq names its product anthocyanidin 3-O-glucosyltransferase 7-like. The transcript is spliced from 2 exons. The coding region runs from base 121 to 1584 and encodes 487 amino acids. NCBI's taxonomy places the organism in Eukaryota, Viridiplantae, Streptophyta, Lycopodiopsida, Selaginellales, Selaginellaceae. Gene Ontology annotation, molecular function: UDP-glycosyltransferase activity. The record is from RefSeq and is a predicted model, not a curated record.